This is a messenger RNA of Entamoeba dispar SAW760, 342 nucleotides long. RefSeq names its product hyvh1 dual specificity phosphatase, putative. The record is from RefSeq and is a predicted model, not a curated record. NCBI's taxonomy places the organism in Eukaryota, Evosea, Mastigamoebida, Endamoebidae. The transcript has a single exon. Bases 1 to 342 code for a protein of 113 amino acids.
AUGACAAUCAAUUACCGUUGUAAGAAAUGUAGAUCAUUGUUGUUCACAGAAAAUGAAAUACAACCACAUGAACCAAAUAGCAAUGAAGUUUCGUUUGGAUAUAGAAGGAGAGGUGGUGGUGGUGACUGCAAUUCUGUCUUUUUAAAAGACAAAUUGGUAUGGAUGGGUCCAUGUGAUCAAAAUAAUGGUAAGAUUGAAUGUCCUAAAUGUCACUAUGAAGUUGGAACUUAUACCUGGUCUGGGAAUCAAUGCUCAUGUGGUAAGUGGAUAAGUCCAGCAUUCCAAAUUGCUACAUCAAAAAUUGACAAAGAAAAACCAUUUACUUUUCCUCAGCACAAUUAA